This is a messenger RNA of Ophidiomyces ophidiicola, 951 nucleotides long. It is a transcript of the gene PET9, whose product is annotated as ADP/ATP carrier protein. The transcript is spliced from 6 exons. Gene Ontology annotation, biological process: mitochondrial ATP transmembrane transport; mitochondrial ADP transmembrane transport. The record is from RefSeq and is a predicted model, not a curated record. Bases 1 to 951 code for a protein of 316 amino acids. NCBI's taxonomy places the organism in Eukaryota, Fungi, Ascomycota, Eurotiomycetes, Onygenales, Onygenaceae. Gene Ontology annotation, cellular component: mitochondrial inner membrane. Gene Ontology annotation, molecular function: ATP:ADP antiporter activity.
AUGGCGACCCAGCAGGAUAAGUCGUUUAUGGGGAUGCCCGGCUUCGUCGUGGACUUCAUGAUGGGCGGUGUCUCCGCUGCCGUCUCCAAGACCGCCGCUGCUCCCAUCGAGCGUAUCAAGCUCCUUAUCCAGAACCAGGAUGAGAUGUUGAAGACUGGCCGUCUUGACCGCAAAUACAAUGGCAUCGUCGACUGCUUCCGCCGCACUGCACAGUCUGAGGGUGUCGUCUCCUUGUGGAGAGGUAACACUGCCAACGUCAUCCGUUAUUUCCCUACUCAGGCCCUCAACUUUGCCUUCCGUGAUACCUACAAGGCCAUGUUCGCCUUCAAGAAAGAGCGUGAUGGCUACGCCAAGUGGAUGAUGGGUAACCUUGCCUCCGGUGGUGCUGCCGGUGCCACUUCCCUCCUCUUCGUCUACUCUCUUGACUAUGCCCGUACUCGUCUUGCCAACGACGCUAAGUCGGCCAAGAAGGGCGGUGGUGAUCGUCAGUUCAACGGUUUGGUUGAUGUCUACAAGAAGACUCUUGCUUCUGAUGGUAUCGCUGGUCUCUACCGUGGUUUCGGUCCCUCCGUUCUUGGUAUCGUCGUCUACCGUGGUCUGUACUUCGGUAUGUACGACUCCAUUAAGCCUGUCCUCCUCGUCGGUCCUCUUGAAGGCAACUUCCUCGCUUCCUUCCUCCUCGGCUGGACUGUCACUACUGGUGCUGGUAUUGCUUCUUAUCCUCUUGACACCAUCCGUCGUCGUAUGAUGAUGACUUCUGGUGAGGCCGUUAAGUACUCUUCCUCUUUGGAUGCUGCCCGUCAAAUCGCCGCCAAGGAAGGUGUCCGCUCCUUCUUCAAGGGUGCUGGUGCUAACAUCCUCCGUGGUGUUGCUGGUGCUGGUGUGCUCUCCAUCUACGACCAGGUUCAGCUUCUCUUGUUCGGCAAGGCCUUCAAGGGUGGCUCUGGUUAA